AACACACAGGUUUGUGUAUGACAGUGACACAGUGAUUAGCUUAACAAUUUUUACUGUAACACACAUGCCUAACAUAGCCUCUUCAUCAGAGCUGCGAUGCCUUUGAAAAAUAACACGUUGUAUUUUGUUGUGACUCUAACGUCCACACUGCUUUGUUGCGCUGCCGGUGCAGUUUUUGUGGCAAGGCCUGAGUUAUAUGGAAAUCUUCACCUCAGGAGUUUGGUGUCUGACAGGCAACAUGCAACUGCCGCUCCAACUCGACAUGGUUCACUUUCAUUCAAGUUUUACCAACAGGGCGACCACAGAUCAAGUCCUGUGUUUCACAAUUUGAUGACUGCAAAACUGAAGCGCAAAGCUCCAUCAGUGCACUGUGGUGACAACUUGAUGACUCUGAUGCUCAAGGGGAUCAGAGCUCCUCACAUUCUUGUGGAUAGUGGUGAGGGACCUCGUAUUCCUUUGUCUCAAAUGCCCUCUGAAUGUGGCUUCUCUGUGAAGAGGUCCCGCAGAGAUGUGCACUUUGCUGCACCUUACGAGGGCUGCCAUGUUACCCAGCAGGGUGGCAAUUACGUUCUACCACUGCGUUUAUGGGGGGCACCAAUGACAAUGUCUUGCCCUGCUGCGUUACCACCACCCUCUGUUUCCUGCUUCCCAUCUGGGAUGGUGGUAAAGAUGAGUGGUAUUACAGCAAAUGACCUCAAAGUUAAGGUUUCUGGGAUGUGGAGGUCCCUUUCAUCGGUCUGUGGCAGUUGUGGAAUUGCUGUUGAAAUGCUCUCUGGAGGACUGACCCUCAUUGCACCCUACAACAGAGGCCUGUGCAUAAAGAUGAAGGAUGAGGAGUAUUUACUCUCUCUUCUGUUGGCGGAUGCUGAGCUCCUAGUCACAUGCCCUUCAUUACCAGACAUCAAACCGACCACAGCAGCAACUACGCCACCCAGUGAUAGUGGCCAGGUUCUGCAGUAUCCACAGUACCACCAGUUUCCAGUAUUUUCUCAGUACCCAGUGUUUCCAGGGCCCGCUGCCCCUAACAAAGGUGCAGCGGCUCCGUCAUCACAACAUCCACAGCUUCUCUCAGGUGCUGCUAGAGACUCGGACACUGAAAACCAAGAAGCAUCUGCAGCUCAGCACCCUGCAUUUCCAUUCCUGCCACACUUCUCCCAGUACCGUCUGUUUCCCAGACCCGUACCGCCAACUCAGUCUCCUGCUACUAAAAAUACUGCUGCUCCCCCGGCCAAACAACCUCAGGUGCCGCAGUCGCCACACUAUCCAUUUUUUUUUUCCCACAUCUCCCCAUGGUACCUGGAAAUUUCCAUCCAACAACCCCUCCUCCUCCUCCUCCUGCCACUAACACAGAGGCCUUGGAAACCACACCUGCCCCCACCACUAAGCAUGAUGGGAGCCUAA
Molecule: messenger RNA, 1401 nt
Organism: Plectropomus leopardus (leopard coralgrouper)
Lineage: Eukaryota; Metazoa; Chordata; Actinopteri; Perciformes; Serranidae
Source: RefSeq, a predicted model, not a curated record